Trypanosoma grayi is the source of this 416-nucleotide messenger RNA. RefSeq lists its product as hypothetical. The annotation marks the transcript as partial. The record is from RefSeq and is a predicted model, not a curated record. Lineage: Eukaryota; Euglenozoa; Kinetoplastea; Trypanosomatida; Trypanosomatidae. The transcript has a single exon.
AUGUGCCCGACUUCUUCGUUUCCGUCUGAGUGCCCGCCACUGCACUCUGGGCGGCCUGGCGUUCUCGGUGCGGAGGGAGAACGUGUACGUGCAGCCAUCGGAUCAGAGCCGACUUCUGUGCGUCCUGUAUCGGACCAUGAUGCCUGCGGAUGCAAGCGGUAUGUGGUGGCUCGCCACGUGGUGCUGGGGCCUUGCAGCCGACGGCCGGAGAGGCAUACGGGGGCCGGCUCGCUCGGGGUCUUGUUUUCCAUGAGCCCAUGUGGCUCGGGCAAGACUAGUCUAAUACCCUUUUUUCUCCUCGGCGGAAUGGGCGCUGCUCCGUUCUUGGUUUCAGCGAAUGCGUUGCUCGACGGUCUCCAGUUUCUUUAUUGCUGUGCUUCUGUUCUGUUCUCUGCGCCCUCGCAGCCGCGCGGCAC